AUGUCCCCUCAGAAGUGGAGCCAGAUGGUUGAGGCAGGCUUAAGAAACUUGCAGGCGCUCAAGGUUAUCUGGGCCGGGAGUUGGAUAGAUAGCUGCCUAGGGAUCCUUACCAGUCUUCAGGAGCUGGAACUAACAGGCGUCGAUGGGUGUCAUCAUCGCGCGCUGUCGUCUUCGCUACCGAAGUUGUCCCUCCUCAAGAAGUUGAGUUUGGAUGGUUGGUCGAUCCCUGCCUAUCUAUGGACACCGUCUAGCUUUCCUUUUCUCGAAGUGUUAUACCUCGACGGGCCAGUGAUAACGCCAUAGCAACGAAGUUCUUACGGCGAUCAAUGGCCCCCCAAUCUCACCGAACUCACAUUAUGGAGGACAAAGUUGAAUCGAAACUGGAUUGUAGCACUCGAGAACCUCCGUGAACUUACAUAUUUGUAUCUAGGUCUUCUAUUCUACAAGGGAAACGAGAUGAUCUGCACCUGA
This is a messenger RNA of Spirodela intermedia, 471 nucleotides long. The record is from the annotation of a GenBank genome assembly. Lineage: Eukaryota; Viridiplantae; Streptophyta; Magnoliopsida; Alismatales; Araceae.